This is a messenger RNA of Pipistrellus kuhlii (Kuhl's pipistrelle), 2272 nucleotides long. It is a transcript of the gene BCDIN3D, whose product is annotated as BCDIN3 domain containing RNA methyltransferase. Gene Ontology annotation, biological process: negative regulation of pre-miRNA processing; miRNA metabolic process. Gene Ontology annotation, molecular function: RNA methyltransferase activity; O-methyltransferase activity. Bases 52 to 924 code for a protein of 290 amino acids. Gene Ontology annotation, cellular component: cytoplasm. The transcript has 2 exons. The record is from RefSeq and is a predicted model, not a curated record. NCBI's taxonomy places the organism in Eukaryota, Metazoa, Chordata, Mammalia, Chiroptera, Vespertilionidae.
CCGCGGGUCCCGGCUUCCGGUUCCGCCGGACGGAGGAACAGACUGAGAAAAAUGGCGGCGCCCACGGAACAGAACCCAGGAGGCGCAGAGGAGGCCAAGGCGGAAGAGGAACCGCGAGUUCUGGAACCCGGGGCCGCCCCGUUCGGAAACUUCCCUCAUUAUUCCCGCUUCCACUCCCCAGAGCAGCGGCUCCGCCUCCUGCCUCCGGAGCUGCUCGGCCGGCUCUUCCCUCAGGGGCCCGAGAAGAAGCCCAUUCUGGGGCUGGACGUGGGGUGUAACUCCGGGGAUCUAAGUGUGGCUCUGUACAAACACUUCCUUUUCCUGCGCGAUGGGGAGACCCACUCAGAUGCCUCAAGAGAACUCCGUCUUCUCUGCUGCGACAUAGAUCCAGUCCUGGUGGAGCGAGCUGAAAAAGAAUGCCCUUUUCCUGAUGCCUUGACUUUUAUUACCCUGGACUUCAUGAAUCAAAGGAGCCGGAAAGUUCUCUUGAGCUCUUUCUUAAGCCAGUUUGGGCGCUCGGUUUUUGACAUUGGCUUCUGCAUGUCCAUAACCAUGUGGAUUCAUCUGAACCAUGGGGACCGUGGCCUGUGGGAGUUUCUGGCCCACCUCUCCUCCCUCUGCCACUACCUCCUUGUGGAGCCACAGCCCUGGAAAUGUUAUCGGGCAGCUGCAAGGCGUCUUCGAAAGUUGGGCCUCCACGAUUUUGACCACUUCCAUUCCCUUGCCAUCCGAGGUGAUAUGGCCAGUCAGAUUGUACAGAUCUUGACCCAGGACCAUGGCAUGGAAUUAGUAUGCUGCUUUGGCAACACCAGCUGGGACCGAAGCCUUCUGCUCUUCAAGGCAAAACAAACCACAGAGACUCAUCCAAUUCCUGAAUUACUGAUAGAAGGAAACGAAGGGAACAGGUUAAGAUCCUUGAGAUAGUAAGAUGAUAGGGUGAAGAGAUACGGGAAGGCUUUUAUUCUGAGAAUUAAGUCCACUCUCCUUAACAGGCCGCUUCAAAACCUGGCAGAAGCUUUUGGCAAAAUGUUCAAGAUACCAUUGAAAAAAUCAGUAUCUGUUCCCCAUUGUCCAGGAUGAUUCUGAAGGAGAAUGCAUUUGUGGAGCAGUGGGCUGGGCUGACUGACCUAGAGAAAAUGAUCCUGUUUCUGGGAUAUGGAAGGAGCUGCUUUUGGUUAUUUAUAAAAACCAGGCUAGCCUUAGAAUGCAUCAGUUUCCUGGGCCCCUUGAUUCUGAUCUGGCCUCUUAAUGACUUUACUCAUCCUUCAGGCAAAACCUCAUUAUACAAUUUGAAAAAAGAGUCACUGGCCUGGCUAAAAGUGAGCAUAAAUAGGAAAAAAUCUCUUAUAUUCCAGAGCAGGUCUUAAUUCCCAACAUGACCAGGCUACAGACACUAAGCAAGAUGGAUUGGCUGUCAUUUAAAAGAUAUUUAAAAUAUCUAAAUUAUUGAGAGAGAUGUAGAAGUGAAUAAACAGCAGGAAACUUGACUUCAGGAGGUGAACAUACAAUCCUAUAUAAUAAAAGGUUAAUAUGCAAAUUGUCCCCACAGGUGGGAGUUUGACUGAUAGGGAGUUAGAUGUGCACAGACCACCAGGAGUGCUGGAAGCAGGUGACAGUGGAGUCACUGCCAGCUCCAAUGGGCCCAAUGAGAGCGGGACUGUUGUGGGGUGGUGGAGCAGGUGAGUAGGCCGUGCCAGGUCAAGGCAGGUGCAAAGGGAGGCCCCGGCUGGUGGCAGUGGCAGGCAGCUGGGGGAAGGAAGGCCCCUACCAGCAGCUGGCAGCCACUAGGGACCCUACCUGUGCACGAAUUUCAUGCACCUGGCCUCUAGUCUAUAUAGAGUGGGUAAAAGCAGAGCUUUCUUAUCUACCUUUAUAGACUAAAGGCUGGAUGCACAAAGAUUCGUGCAAGAAUGGGCCUUUCUUCCCCUGGCUGCCGCCUUCGGUCUGGCCAGAGCCGCCUUUUCACUCCAGCCUGGAGGUGCCUUUCGGCCUUCCCAUGCUGCCCAAAGGCCCAGAGCAGCUGGGGCAAUUGGUGCUUAAAUAUGCAAAUUAACCCACCAUCUUUAUUGAGUUAAUUUGCAUACUCCUGAUUGGUGGGCAUAGUGAAGAUACGGUCAAUUUGCAUCUUACUCUUUUAUUAGUGUGGAUAUAUAAAAGAAUCUAAACCAGUCAACUGGCCAGUAGCUAUGAUGUGCACUGACCACCAGGGGGCAGACUCUCAAAGCAGGAACAGAAAUCACUGGCAUGGAAACAUGGAACUGAUUUAUAAAUC